CCGAUGUGGGGGUGUAUCUUUUCCGCAAAUAUGCCCUUCUCUCUACUCGUAUCUUGGAAUAAAAUCAAAUAAAAACCUACCGAAGAACAGUUCCAACUUUGAUGCAACCUGGGUAAGCUUUUGCAAAUUAUUGGUGCAAUGAGGUGAAGUGAAUGAUUACCAGGAAUAAGUAAAAUCGAUUGGAUAGGCAGUAGCCUCGCGAAGGAGGUCAGCCUUGCAUUCUAGCUCCGACAAUCUAUUCGAACGACAAGUACCUAUCAAAGAAUAUUCCACGAGCCGUAUCAACGAAUGCGCCGACCACAAUAAUUAUUUGUACAGAUGUUAGCAUCUCAACUGCCUUCCGGUUUAUUCUCCAUAUGCUUUGCAGCUACAUCCUUCCAGCUAUAGGUACCCAUUGUUCUACCACCAGUCCCAGUAAAUCCAUCAUUACAUAAAAGUCGACGUCCAACCCCCUCUUCCACAAAAGCUCCAAAAUUCAUUCGGUCGAUAUGGCGGACCCUAAGUUAGUAUGGAACCCGGACAACGUUCGCGAUGUUGCGGAAUCUGUCGGCAUCUCACAAUUGGGCGAAGAAGCAGUGAGGGCAUUGUCGCAAGAAGUUGAAUACAGAGUCGGCCAGGUCAUUGUCGAAGCAAUGCGAUUUAUGCAUCAAGGAAAAAGAACAGUAUUGGGCACACAGGAUAUUUCACAAGCGCUCAAAGUAUUGGACGUCGAGCCCCUUUAUGGUUACGAAUCUACAAGACCAUUGAGAUUUGGAGAGGCAAGCUUAGGUCCUGGCCAACCGCUCUUUUAUAUUGAGGAUGAGGAAGUAGAUUUUGAGAAACUGAUUAAUGCGCCUUUACCAAAGGUUCCCAGAGAUAUGUCAUUUACUGCACAUUGGCUUGCGGUUGAAGGCGUUCAACCAUCAAUUCCACAAAAUCCCACAACAGCAGAAGCUCGUGCAAAUGACCUCGUGCCUAAAGGUCCUGGUGCGAAUCCGAACCUUGGAGCUCUGGCUGGUAACGAUAAUGUUUCGGUCAAGCCUUUAGUCAAACAUAUUGUGUCGAAAGAAUUAAUACUUUUCUUCGACAAAAUACGCGAAGCUAUUCUUGAUGAUGACGACGAUCCAGAAGUCGUAACGUUACGAGAAUCCGCGUUGGAAAGUGUGAAAUCGGAUCCAGGUCUUCAACAACUGGUACCAUAUUUUGUUCAUUUCAUUGCCGAGAAGGUCACUCAUUCUUUGAGCAAUCUUUUCGUGUUACAAACAAUGUUGAAAUUGGCUCAUGCCCUUAUAUCAAACACAACCCUAUUUGUCAAUCCUUACAUAUCAAGUCUUUGCCCACCCAUUCUUACAUGUCUCGUCGGCCGUAAACUUGGCACCGGGACUCCAGAGGAGUUGAAAGAAAAAUAUCAAUUGCGAGACACAGCCGCAUCUCUCAUUGGAAUCAUCUCCAAAAAUUACACGGAAUCAAAUGCACAGCUUAGAGCGAGGUUAGCAAGAUCGUGUCUAAAAUUCUUCCUAGAUCCAACACGCUCUCCAGGAGAAUAUUAUGGAGCUAUCAGUGGGCUUUUAGCAAUUGGUGGCCCCGACGGUGUCAGAGCUCUUAUUCUACCAAACUUGGGUGCAUUCGAUUAUGUGCUGAACAAGUUGAGAACUGACAGGACUGGUGAUGAUAAGGAGAUACAGAUGUUAGUCGCGGUAAUCAUGAAAGCGGUGAUGAGCCUCUCUGAAAAAACUGAAACACUUACGAAUGGUACAAAUGGUACAAAUGGAAUGAAUGGGAUGAUGGAUUUAGAUGACGACGAAGGAAAACAGCUUGAAGAGUUUCUAGGACCUACUAUCGGGAAAAGGGUACGGAAUGCGGGGGAUCAUAAAUUGAACAAGGCAAUUUUGGAAGCGAGAGAAAAGAACUAAAGACGUUGUAAUAUACCUAAGUAUGGAGCUGCAUUUCGCAUCAUCGGCGUUUUAGGGUGUGUCUGGAAGGCAUGAACUGGGCUGGGAAUCGAUAUACAAGUGGAUACAUUCACUUCAAUAAGUAGUUUAUCAUAUGAGUUCUUGCAUUUGAAAAAAAUUGUAUUUGAAUUGGGGAACAACAAUUUGCGGGGAAUCGAAUAGUCUGAACUGC
Molecule: messenger RNA, 2103 nt
Organism: Botrytis deweyae
Lineage: Eukaryota; Fungi; Ascomycota; Leotiomycetes; Helotiales; Sclerotiniaceae
Exons: 2
Coding region: 489-1892 (467 amino acids)
Biological process (GO): transcription initiation at RNA polymerase II promoter; RNA polymerase II preinitiation complex assembly
Cellular component (GO): transcription factor TFIID complex; SLIK (SAGA-like) complex; SAGA complex
Molecular function (GO): protein heterodimerization activity; RNA polymerase II general transcription initiation factor activity; transcription coactivator activity
Source: RefSeq, a predicted model, not a curated record